Molecule: messenger RNA, 1483 nt
Organism: Saitoella complicata NRRL Y-17804
Lineage: Eukaryota; Fungi; Ascomycota; Saitoellomycetes; Saitoellales; Saitoellaceae
Product: FAD dependent oxidoreductase
Exons: 2
Coding region: 146-1423 (425 amino acids)
Molecular function (GO): saccharopine oxidase activity; sarcosine oxidase activity; flavin adenine dinucleotide binding
Source: RefSeq, a predicted model, not a curated record
CGCAAUGACCUUCCUCCAGAAUAUUUGGUAUCGGUAAACGGUUCAUGUACAAAAGUUCAAACGAUUCGCCUAUGGCGAUGACUGUAUAUAGACCAACUGCUGGAUCAAGACGUUGUCUCUUUCGAACAUAGUCAACAAGCUUACCAUGUCGCAUCCUCCUCCACAGUCUUCCAAGAUCCUUAUCCUCGGGGCCGGAACAUUCGGCGUCUCGACCGCCUACCAUCUCGCCAAAGGGGGCUACUCAAAUAUCCACGUCCUCGACCGCGCCGAUGUCCCAUCACCGUACUCCGCCGGAACUGAUCUGAAUAAGAUCGUGAGAGCAGAAUACGAUAAUCCGUUCUACACUGAUCUUGCAUUGGAAGCAAUUCAGGAGUGGCAGAAACCACCCUUCGCACCAUAUUUCCAGAAGACUGGAUAUCUUGUCUGCACGUCAGCUGCGGCUCCAGAGAAGUCUAAGAACUCGCUUGCAGAAUCUCUUUCGUCUAUUUCCUCACACUCUGCCUUUUCAGGUUCUAUCACCAAACUUGCGGAUCCCGACGCUGUGAGGAGGAAGGUGCCGCAACUGACUGGGCCCUUAACAGGAUGGGCAGGAUACCUGAACAAACACGCAGGCUACGCUCAGGCUGCUUUGGCCGUAGAAGCCCUAGCAAGGGAGUGCACUAAGCUCGGAGUGACUUUCAAUACCGGCGAGCAGAAGGGCCGCGUAGCCGAGCUGCGCUACGACUCCUCCGGAAAAUGCCUUGGCGCGCUGACAGCUGACCAAAGCUUCCACACUGCAGAUCUCGUCAUUGUAUGUUUGGGUGCCCACGCAGCCUCGCUCAUUCCUCAACUCGCUAAGCAGCUGACAGCAAAGGCUUGGGCAGUCGGCCUGAUCCAGUUGACCGAGGAGGAGGCGGUGCCAAUGCGCGGAAUACCGGUGGUUAACUGUCGUGACCUCGGUUUUUUUUUCGAGCCUGAGCCUGGGACGAACGUGUUGAAGCUUUGCAACGCGAGCGCUGGGUAUACCAAUAGGAAUGCAUAUGGAGUAUCCAUCCCCACGGAAACGAAUGAGGGGAUUCCCGAGGAGGACGAACUUGCGAUUCGGAGAUUAUUGAGGGAGGCGUUGCCACAGUUUGCCGAUCGCCCGUUCGUGGAGAAGAAGAUCUGUUGGUGUGCUGACACCAAAGAUUCGGAUUACAUCAUCGCCUCUGUACCCCAAACUUCGGGACUCAUGGUGGUGAGUGGCGAUUCGGGACAUGGAUUCAAGAUGCUACCCAUCGUCGGAAAAUGGGUAUGGGAGUUCCUAGUGAAGGGAAAGAGGCCCGAGUGGUGGCAAUGGAAGAACCAAGAGCUGGACGAAACGGGUGAGGAGGACAUCAGCUGGCGGGUGGGUACAGUGAGGGAUAUCAAGGACGUUGGACGGUUUCGCGCCGUAAAGAUAUAGUGUAAUUUAACUAUACCAGAUCAUACCUCAUCUCAAUGUAUAUCGUACCCUAUGCUGCUU